GAGUAAGCUAGCGGUGGUGGUGACAGGGGUAGACAUUAAUGAAACACCAUGGCAGACAGGACACAGAUACAAGAAGCGAUUAAAAACCAAGGUGAAGUCGUUCGGAAAUUAAAAGCGGAGAAGGCAAGCAAAGAACAGUGCUAGGGUUGCUCACCCCUUUUCUCCUGUUCUUCCUGCUUGACCCUGGAUCACCACAAAAACCUUGGGCUGCCUUACUCAUCAUCACCAUCAUCUACGCCAACGGGAUUUGAAUCGUUCUGGCCAUUCCUCGGCAACUCAACUCCUGGUUCUGCCGCUCCUGUUUUCAUUGGAUGCCAUGGCUUCGCCCUGGGCAAUAUCAUUGGACAAUACUACACUGAUGCACUCCUGAACUUUUUGUUGACCAAUAUUUGGACCUAAUUUUUUUGCCUUUUUAUUUUUAUGGUCUGUCCUGGGAUGAACAUGCUGGGCAUGUUUUCCUUUCGUGUAUGUGCUGGUUUGGUUGGUUGUCGGAUUGGAAUAUGUGUCCGAUCUCUGCGUUCCUGCCCUGGGAUUACUGUGGCUCAGAUUGAUGAAGAGGUAGCCAAACUGCUGGAGCUAAAGGCUCAGUUGGGAGGAGAUGAUGGCAAACACCAGUUUGUUCUCAAGACAGCAAAGGGAACAAGGGACUACAACCCCAAGCAGAUGGCCAUCAGAGAGAAGGUUUUCAACACCAUCAUCAGCUGCUUCAAACGCCAUGGAGCUGAAACCAUCGACACACCCGUUUUUGAAUUGAAGGAAACGUUGACAGGGAAAUACGGUGAAGACUCCAAGCUCAUCUACGACCUCAAGGACCAAGGAGGAGAGCUGCUGUCUCUCAGAUAUGACCUCACUGUACCCUUUGCACGCUACCUAGCAAUGAACAAGAUAACCAACAUCAAGCGCUACCACAUUGCCAAGGUCUACCGCCGUGAUAACCCAGCCAUGACCCGCGGCCGCUACCGGGAGUUUUACCAAUGUGAUUUUGACAUCGCAGGACAGUACGACCCCAUGAUUCCUGAUGCUGAGUGCCUGAAAAUUGUCCAUGAAAUCCUGAGUGAGCUGGACCUUGGAGAGUUUCGCAUCAAGGUCAAUGACAGACGAAUCCUGGAUGGGAUGUUUGCCGUCUGUGGUGUUCCAGCUGAUAAGUUCCGCACAAUCUGUUCAACAGUGGACAAACUGGACAAGAUGUCCUGGGAGGAUGUGAAGAAUGAGAUGGUCAAUGAGAAAGGCUUGUCGGAAGAGGCUGCUGACCACAUUGGGGAGUACGUCAGUUUGCAGGGUGGAAUGGACCUAGCAGAGCGCCUCCUUCAGGACCAGAAGUUGUCUCAGAGCAAGGAGGCCUGCGCUGGCCUCUCUGACAUGAAGCUGCUCUUCAGCUAUCUGCAGAUCUUCCAGGUCACAGACAAGGUUGUCUUUGACCUCAGUCUUGCCCGCGGGCUGGACUACUACACCGGUAUCAUUUAUGAAGCAGUGCUGACCCAGGUGGGAGUGGUCCCGGCCCCUGUCUCCACUGAAGCGCAGAACGGGGCUGCAGAGGAGACUGUUAGUGUAGGCAGUGUGGCCGGUGGAGGGCGCUACGAUGGCCUUGUGGGCAUGUUCGACCCCAAGAGUAGGAAGGUUCCCUGUGUUGGGGUUAGUAUUGGAAUUGAGAGGGUCUUCUCCAUCAUGGAGCAGAAGGCAGAGGCUUCAGCGGAGAAGGUUCGUACCACAGAGGUCCAGGUCAUGGUGGCGUCAGCCCAAAAGAACUUACUGGAAGAGAGGCUCAAGCUCACUACUGAGCUUUGGAAUGCUGGAAUUAAGGCAGAGGUGAUGUAUAAGAAGAACCCUAAGCUGCUGAGUCAGCUGCAGCACUGUGAGGACUCAGGGAUUCCCCUGGUGGCCAUACUGGGAGAACAGGAGCUGAAAGAUGGAGUGGUCAAACUCCGCACUGUGGCCACCAGAGAAGAGGUUGAUGUUUCAAGAGCUGCUCUUAUAGAGGAGAUCAAGAGGAGGACCUCAGAGAUCUAGCCAUUCCCAUCCGUCCAGCAACAGCCCUCACUGCAUCUCCCACAGAAAACCACAGCAGCACCUUGUACAGAGUUCCUUAACUAGUCAUCAACAGAGCAUGUUCCACAUCACUGCAAACCCAUGGAACGCACACUUCACAUCUCAUUUCAGACUCCUAUGUUAUAUGGAGUGGGUGGCAUUUAUUGGUGUUAUACCCCUCCAGGUUUCCAGGAGAACAAGCAGCUAACAGCAGUGAAGCUGACUGGCAUUGUAUCAACAUGUAAUGUACUACAUUCAAGGAAUAACACACAGCCAAGGCAAUGCAAUUUAAAUGAAAUGUAAAAUCAUUUAGAAUGUCAAAUGUCUAACAUUGCUUUUAGCUUGAAACAAGUUGUGCUCUGAGGAACAUAUCCUAAAGGUAUCCUAAAACACAGUCUAAGUGUGCCCCACUCCAUAAAGCUCUUGGAGAUCAGUUGAGUCUUGUUUGCUGUUAAUUAAAAUCAUUAAUUGCAAAACCGAUCUCAGAGCAGCAUCCCUACCAGCUCUUUCUGUGCAGGACCCAGCAGGAGGAACUCUGUUACAUUUGUUUUCUACAUGAACUCAUCAGAUGGUAAUGGUGGAAUUACUCCCUACAGUUUCAAGUCUGAGCUCCUUUUCUCCUCUAAGACAAAAGCCUGUUUUGUUCAGUGUCAAAAAUAAACGGAUUCAAAUGA
Messenger RNA from Myripristis murdjan (pinecone soldierfish), 2699 nucleotides. RefSeq names its product histidyl-tRNA synthetase (gene hars). The record is from RefSeq and is a predicted model, not a curated record. NCBI's taxonomy places the organism in Eukaryota, Metazoa, Chordata, Actinopteri, Holocentriformes, Holocentridae. Bases 421 to 2007 code for a protein of 528 amino acids. Gene Ontology annotation, biological process: histidyl-tRNA aminoacylation; mitochondrial translation. Gene Ontology annotation, molecular function: identical protein binding; ATP binding; RNA binding. Gene Ontology annotation, cellular component: cytoplasm; mitochondrion; cytosol. The transcript is spliced from 14 exons.